UAUUUUUUCCUCCAAGGACAUCGUAAUGCCUGCACUGACUUUGAAAAAGUUUAGUUUGUAUAUCUUUAUUUUUGUUCUUAUGUGUGCCGGAUUAUUUUUAUUGAUCCCGUCUUUCAAGAGAGAUAAAGGGAAAUUUGUGUAUUUUAAGCCACGUGACAAACAAACAACAUGUAGCUGCAACGUUAUUAAAGACAAUAAACAUAUAGACAAGUCAAAGAGCAUAAGUAAACCAUUUACAAAAGAUGUUAUUUUUGAAAAAGAGAUAAUAAAGCUAAAUAAGAAACGGGUCGGUGCUGAUGACCGUCGUCUAGUGGAAUUGAUUCGGGACUAUUAUCUCGUAGCCCCGUCCAACUUACCGUAUCGUCUAAAUUCUCCAGGCGCCUUGGACAAUUCAAGAGGCCAAGCACCAUUUAUAGACAGCAGACUACAUUACAAAGAAAAAGGGUUUUACGUUGAAAGUGGUGCCUAUGACGGCGAGUCAUUGUCAAACACAUUGAUGUUCGAACGCAUGAGAAACUGGGAUGGUAUACUGAUAGAGCCAAAUCCUGCUGCAUUCGCGAAGCUGAUGAAGAAGAAUAGAAGAUCUUAUGCAGUAAAUGCUUGCCUUAGCACCGAACCUUAUCCGUCAAAGAAAAUGAUAACGGACGAUUUCUUGCAGGCAAGAACGUUUCCUCAAAAGUCAUCAAAGAAGCGCAAAACAAACAAAAAGUCAUUUUUAGUCCAGUGUUUUCCAUUGUAUUCCAUACUUUUGGCACUAAACUAUACAACAAUUGAUUAUCUGAGCCUUGAUGUGGAAGGAGACGAGCGUGGAGUUCUUGAGACUAUUCCUUGGGAUAAAGUGAACAUAGAUAUAAUGUCCGUAGAAUAUGAUAAAUGGCCCGGUGGCUCACGGUUACUGUGCAAAUACAUGAAUAACAAAGGUUACGAGUGUUUGGUGACAAUGUCUGGAAAAUUUAUAUCGGAUGUGAUAUUGAAAAAGAAAUCAGCUAGAAAAAGAGGACUUCGAAAUGCGGCUUCAAAUAACAGACACAAGAACGGUUCAAUUAGUGCGAUAAAUAAAUGAAUUAAUGAGAUUUGUUUCUUCCGAUGUAUUUUUGUAACGUAAGGCAAUAUAUGGUGAUGAAAUGCAACUAUAAUAUUUGGCUUGACUUAACGACUUACCGUAAAAUAUAAAGAGUUUUCAGUUUCAGUUUAUUGGCAAUCAGCAAUACAUUUGCCUUUGGCCAUUUACAAAUAUAAAAACUUAUGGCAAAGACAAUCAUACACGAGAAAGUGAACAUAUAUACAAAAGACAAAGAACAAAACACUCAUAAUAAUUGUAUUCGAUCAGAAGACAAGUAGAUUUUCAAGAGUGUUCUUUCUUACAUUUAAUGCUUCUUUAAUAUAUCUUGCAAGACUAUAUAUAUAUCUUUUACUACUGGAUGACAUUAGUGCAUGAAACUUUUGCACAGUAGGCCAUGAGCAUCGGCCUAGGUAUUUGGAUCUUAUGCAACUAAAAUGUGAACAACGUAAUAUGAAAUGGUAUUCUGACUCGAUGACAUUUUGAUUGCAUAAUUUACGUAAUCUAUUAUUCCUUUCUACAUUAACAUAUCUUCCUAGCUUUAUCUCUAAAUUAUGUGAACAUAAUCUUAAACUAGUCAUUUGUUUCCUUAGGUUGUCAUUUGAUAUGACAGCUAAAUACUUUUCAAAACAAAAUGCAGUUUUAUAUUUACAAUAACUAUCUAAUUUUGAAAUGGCAUUUACAUUAACACUCCACUCUUGGACAAAUUGAUUCCUUAUUCUUGUUUUUAACAAAUUAUAAUAAUUUACAUUGGUAUCAAAGAAUAAUCUGUUAUUCGAAUAUCCGAGGUGUUCUAUGAUAGAAUUCGUUCUGCUAGCCCAACACUCAGUAUAAACAUUAUUACAUAAAUCAUUAUACAUGUGAUAAAUAGGUAAUUCGUUAAUUUUCAUAAUUUUUUACCAGAACUUAACAGCUCUUUCCUUACAAAUAACUGAUAAAGGCAUGCGUCCAAGUUCGCCAUAUACAGCAUAGGUAGGGGUUUGCCUUUUAACGCCCAGUAUAUAUUUACAAAAACGAAUGUGUAAUUUAUAUACCUCUUUGUAAUUAUAAACACCCCAUACUUCGCAUCCAUAUGUGAAAAUAGGAACAAUCAUAGAAUCAAAUAAAGAUAACUUUGUUCUAAUAUCAAGACUAACAUUAUCAAAAACAUUUAACAGAUUAUUAUAUGCUCUAAGGGCUUGAUCAUGUAGUGCUUUAACAGAAUUUGCCAUGCCACCAGUGUACAUGUAGAUGAAUUUCUCACAUAUUUUCGUUUUACUAACAUUGAUUUUUAAGCCCCAUUUUACAGAGUAAUGAUGUAUAGCAUCUAUUUGUGACUGCAGACUAUUUUGAUCAGUAGUGAACAAUACUAUGUCAUCAGUAAAUAAGAUCAUGUACAUAGACAAUAGUUCAAAAUCUUAUUCAGUUAAUGCAUCAAAAUUCAUAUUUUCAGCAAUAUCAUUUAUAAAGAGUAUAAAGAGCAAGGGAGAUGAGGGCUCACCCUGUUUCAUACCGAUAGUUGCAUUGAAGAAGUCAGAAAUACUCAUAUUACUUGACAUUUUUACACAGGCUUGAACAUUACAAUAUAUACAUUUUAGCAUGUUAGUCAUUUUACAGCUUAUGCUUGAUUGUACUAACUUAGUCCAUAAAGCAUCUCUAUUAACUGUAUCAAAUUAAAGCCCUCUGGUAAUCAAUAAAAAUGCACCAUAAUAGACUUUUUGGAUAAAAACUUUAGUAUAACAGCAUGUAAUAAGAAAAUAGCAUCUGCUGUAAAACGCCCAUCACGGAAACCAUAUUAAAAAUCAUUAAAUACAUUUUCUUGUUCACUCCAGUUAUUGAUACGAUUUCUUAACACUAACGAAAAUAUUUUUCCAAUAACAUUUAUUAAUGUGAUACCUCUAUAAUCCGAAGGUAUAUCCUUAUCACCCUUCUUAUAUAUUGGAACAAUAACCGCCUCAGACCAUGCCUCAGGGUAUACACGGUUAUCAUAAAUGUAAUUAAAAAUGGUACAUAAAUAAGGGGAUACAACAUUAUUUGCAUCAAUAAAGAAAUCAGAAACAUUACUAUCAUAGUCAUAGCUUUUAUAUCUCUUAAGAGAACAUGUUGUUUUUUAACUUCUUCUAAAGAAAUGGCUCUAUCAAGAUAUUCCACAUUUACAGCUUCAUCACGUUCUGAAUGAAAUUGAUUAUUCAUGAACUGAUUUUGAGUAUCAUUUGAUAUAUUUUGAAAAUGAUUUUUAAACUCAUCAAGGCUAACAUUAGAAUUGAAACCAUUAGCAGAUCUAAAAAAAUUAUACAUUUCCAAAACUUGCGAGUAAUAUUUUAUUUUCUGAGAUAGUUGCUUAUCUUUAAAAAGUACAUGUUGGUGGUUAAUCAUUUAAAAAGGCUAGAUUUUUUUCAAAAUACAUGUAAAUACUUCACUAGACUGACGGUUUAAAGUGCACUGAAUAACUACAUAUUAUUAUUAAUGUUAUUCCUUUAUCUCAAAAUAAAUCAUUAUCACUUGUAAUGGUAUAGAAACUAUGUAUGUGCGUUUCACAUUCACGCCGAAACCAUCACUUGGACACGUGCAUUCUUGACAGUUUGAUGUAUGAGCACGAACCAACAAUUUAAAGGUAUACUUUACUCCAAUCUUACUACAUUAUAGUUCAUGUGAACAUAAACUUUUUAAGUUAAUCCGUAUGGUAUGAAAAGAGCUAUGCAGUAGGUUUGAAACAUACAGACUUAAUACAUACAUAGCUAAAUAAAGUAUAAAUCUGUACUACCAAUAAAAACUGGAAGUUCUUUUAUGAAAUAUAUGUUA
Mercenaria mercenaria is the source of this 3841-nucleotide messenger RNA. RefSeq lists its product as uncharacterized. The record is from RefSeq and is a predicted model, not a curated record. Lineage: Eukaryota; Metazoa; Mollusca; Bivalvia; Venerida; Veneridae. Bases 26 to 1063 code for a protein of 345 amino acids. The transcript is spliced from 3 exons.